CAAUGAUCUUUGAUUUGUAUUAAAAAGCAUGUUGAUAUACAUCCGGCGCAAUUAGUCAAACUUUAAAAUAAUUUGCAUUUAUGAAUUGGUGUCGAUGUCGUUUAUUUGAUAAAUAUUUUAAUUUGGUUCGUUUGUUUCGGUUCGUUUAUGCAUUCAUUGCGAUUUAGUCAACCGAUUAAAAUAGUGCUUCAUUUAUCAACAACAUCAAACAAGAGAAUAUAGAAGACAUACCAAGGACUGUUUGUAUGGACAAGAUACCAAAAAAUUUCUGUUUUUUCCGUAAUUCUCCUUCAACUAUUCCAUGCCAUCAACAAUUACCAGUGCCGAUGAAGCAGUGGAACCCGAACAAUGUUAUGGCCCACCACCUUUCGACUUUCGAACGAGCCCGGACAGUUGCUGCAAAAAACCAAUUUUCAAAGCAGAAGUUCGUGAUUGCUUGAAGACGGCACGUGAGGCCAUACAUAAACGUUAUUAUGAGGCGCCAGCCAAAAAUAGUGAAAUUAAAACCGACGCUGAAAACAGCGGCGAUGUAGAGUGCUUGGCCACUUGUCUUUCCAGCGAUGACAUUUUCAAAGACGAUAAAAUCAACCGAGACGAAUUGAUUAAAGCUCUUGAAACGCAAACCGAAGAUAAAGCGUGGACGUCUAUUCAUGCCGAUGCGGUCGAUAAGUGCAUCGAAGUUUUAAAGCCGGAUUUGAAAGAAAUUGAAGCGGAUAGUACUGCAGGGCGCAAGUGUAAUCGCGUAGCUGUCUUGACGAUGAUCUGUUUAAAUGGCCAAUAUUUCGCUAGGUGUCCGGAGACGCAUUUCCAAAAUGACAAUCAAAAUUGUAAGAAGUUCCAAGAGCAUAUUAAAACGUGUCCAAUGCCUAGGGGAGGUCCAUUUGGCCGUGGUUUUCCGGAUAAAAAAGGUGGAUUUGGUCCAGGAUCUGGAGGACAAUUUGGACGUGGACAUUUUGGUCCUGGACGAUUCGGCCCUGGGCAAUUUGGUCCUGGACAGUUCGGCCCUGGACAUUUCGGCCCUGGACAUUUCGGCCCUGGACAUUUCGGUAAGGGACCUGAUUUCGCAACAGGAGACGUGUUCGGUUUCUUGUAAUGUUUUACCACAUUUUCGUGAAUAAAAGCCUGAAGGAAAGACCAAACAUUCAUUUAAUGUCAUCGAAUCCUAUGGUCGCCUAUAAAGGAAAUAGAAAUACAAAACAAACCUGGGCGACAUAA
Bradysia coprophila is the source of this 1215-nucleotide messenger RNA. RefSeq lists its product as uncharacterized. Lineage: Eukaryota; Metazoa; Arthropoda; Insecta; Diptera; Sciaridae. The record is from RefSeq and is a predicted model, not a curated record.